AUGAUGAAGACAUUUGUUAUCCUAUCGAUAUUGGUAGCUUUGGCCAGCGCCGAAUUGCAUCGUGUGUCAGUGCACAAAGAGCAGAAUUUUAUUAAGACACGUGAGAAUGUGUUGGCCGAGAAGGCCUACCUGCGCACCAAAUAUCGUCUACCCACGACCAGAGCUGUGAAUGAGGAGCAGCUGUCGAACUCAUUGAAUAUGGCCUACUAUGGUGCCAUUAGCAUUGGUACUCCAGCCCAGUCCUUUAAGGUGUUGUUCGAUUCGGGUUCCUCGAAUUUGUGGAUUCCAUCGAAUACAUGCCAGAGCACGGCUUGCCUAUCCCACAACCAAUACGACUCAAGUGCCAGUUCCACAUAUGUGGCCAAUGGUGAAAGCUUCUCCAUUCAAUAUGGCACUGGCAGUCUGACUGGCUAUCUCUCCACGGAUACAGUAGAUGUCAAUGGCCUGAAAAUCGUGAGCCAAACCUUUGCCGAAUCCACCAAUGAGCCAGGAACCAAUUUCAAUAAUGCCAACUUUGAUGGCAUUUUGGGUAUGGCCUACAAGAGUCUGGCUGUGGACAGUGUCACGCCUCCUUUCUAUAACAUGGUAUCCCAGAGUCUGGUCGACAGUUCCGUCUUCUCCUUCUACUUGGCUCGUGAUGGUUCUGCCACCGAUGGCGGUGAACUGAUCUUUGGUGGUUCAGAUGCUUCUCUUUACACCGGUGAUUUGACCUAUGUUCCCAUCUCGGAGCAGGGUUAUUGGCAAUUCGAAAUGACCAGCGCCUCAUUCGAUGGUUACACCUUGUGCGAUGAUUGUCAGGCUAUUGCCGAUACUGGCACCUCUCUGAUUGUGGCUCCCUAUGAGGCCUACGAAAUUCUCAGCGAACUCCUCAAUGUUGAUGAUGACGGUUUGGUCGACUGCUCAACCGUUAGCUCUUUGCCCGAUCUUACCUUCAACAUUGGCGGCACUGACUUCACUCUGAAACCCUCGGCCUACAUCAUUCAAUCCGAUGGCAAUUGCAUGUCAGCCUUUGAGUACAUGGGCACCGAUUUCUGGAUUCUAGGUGAUGUCUUCAUUGGUCAGUAUUACACUGAAUUCGAUUUGGGUAACAAUCGCAUUGGUUUUGCUCCAGUUGCCUAA
This is a messenger RNA of Drosophila willistoni, 1119 nucleotides long. RefSeq names its product lysosomal aspartic protease (gene Bace). Gene Ontology annotation, molecular function: aspartic-type endopeptidase activity. Gene Ontology annotation, cellular component: lysosome. Gene Ontology annotation, biological process: cell death; proteolysis. Lineage: Eukaryota; Metazoa; Arthropoda; Insecta; Diptera; Drosophilidae. The record is from RefSeq and is a predicted model, not a curated record. Bases 1 to 1119 code for a protein of 372 amino acids. The transcript has a single exon.